Erythranthe guttata (spotted monkey flower) is the source of this 1522-nucleotide messenger RNA. RefSeq names its product UDP-arabinose 4-epimerase 1. Gene Ontology annotation, molecular function: UDP-glucose 4-epimerase activity. The record is from RefSeq and is a predicted model, not a curated record. Gene Ontology annotation, biological process: galactose metabolic process. NCBI's taxonomy places the organism in Eukaryota, Viridiplantae, Streptophyta, Magnoliopsida, Lamiales, Phrymaceae.
AAAAUUAUAGGUAACUACUUCCAUAAUAAAUAUAUAUAUUUGCGUUUUGACAUUUAAACUGCCAUUACAUACUAUUAUUAGUCUGAUCUGUAAUUUGGUAUUUAUUUCUUCUCAUUCUCAUCAAAUUUUAAUUAUUCAAUUCAAUCUUCUUCUUCCUCUUUCUGGAAUAAUGGAUUACUUAUUAGAGAACAAACGAAAAAGCAACUUCAGCAAGAAAAUUCUAUUGGCUGCUGCACUCACCGCUCUUCUCGUUUUCGUUAUCAAGCGGCCUCCCGUUAUUAGUCCCUCUACCAAGUUUUCUGAGCACGAGCCAGGCGUAACGCAUGUCUUAGUGACGGGAGGUGCAGGCUACAUCGGUUCUCAUGCUGUUCUUCGACUUUUGAAAGAUUCAUAUCGUGUAACUAUUGUGGACAAUCUUUCGCGCGGAAACAUGGGAGCCGUUAAAAUCCUUCAAGAAUUAUAUCCGGAGCCCGGAAGACUUCAAUUCAUAUAUGCUGAUUUAGGCGAUGCACAAGCUGUAAACAGAGUAUUUUCUGAGAAUGCUUUUGAUGCUGUUAUGCAUUUUGCUGCUGUUGCUUAUGUCGGUGAAAGUACAGUCGAACCCCUAAGGUAUUAUCAUAACAUUACAUCAAACACACUGCAAAUUGUGAAGGCAAUGUCAGCACAUGGUGUGAAAACAUUGAUAUAUUCAAGUACUUGUGCUACGUAUGGUGAGCCCGAAAAAAUGCCAAUUACCGAAAACACCCCUCAAGUGCCGAUAAAUCCAUAUGGGAAAGCGAAGAAAAUGGCAGAAGAUAUAAUAAUAGACUUCUCAAAGACAUCAGACAUGGCUGUAAUGAUCUUAAGGUACUUCAAUGUGAUUGGUUCGGACCCUUUGGGUAGGCUCGGAGAAUCUCCCAGACCUGAACUCCGUGAACAAGGAAGAAUUUCCGGAGCUUGUUUCGAUGCUGCCAGAGGAAUCAUUCCAGGCUUAAAGGUAAGAGGAAUCGAUUACAAGACAGCAGACGGAACGUGCGUAAGAGACUACAUUGAUGUGACAGAUUUGAUAGAUGCUCAUGUGAAAGCGUUAGCCCAUGCUAAACCUUCUAAAGUCGGCAUUUACAACGUUGGAACUGGAAAAGGUAGUUCUGUAAGGGAAUUUGUGGAGGCGUGUAAGAAGGCAACGGGAGUGGAUAUAAAGGUGGAAUACCUUAGCCGACGGGCCGGUGAUUAUGCAGAAGUGUACAGUGAUCCUUCGAAGAUUAACAUAGAACUUAAUUGGACUGCUACUUACACUAAUCUUCAACAAAGUUUGACCACAGCUUGGAAAUGGCAGAAGGCGCACCUUAAUGGUUACGAAACUUAAAAACGACAUGUAACUCUACUGUUUUAUCGGAUUUUUUUUUUUUUAUUUCGGAAUUUCGAUUGUUUUUGUUUAGAUUCGAAAUAGACCAAAGUGGUGGUUUUGCAGCAUAGCAUACCCCCAAGGGUAGAUUGGAAAUAAAACUUUAUUAUUCUAUUUUUAUGUUUUCGAUUUUUCGAA